AUGGCUGACUCGCUCUCUAUCUAUGACGAAAUCGAAAUCGAAGACAUGACCUUCGACCCUGUGCUUCAGAUAUACCACUAUCCAUGCCCCUGCGGGGAUAGGUUUGAAAUCGGUCUUGCAGACCUGCGUGAUGGAGAGGAGAUCGGGAUUUGUCCCAGCUGCAGCCUGAUGAUCAGAGUCAUCUUCGAUGAGGCUGAUCUGCCAAAGGAUGACAGCGCUGAUAAUGGGGGAGUGGCUUCUGCUAUUACUGCAUGA
Messenger RNA from Microsporum canis CBS 113480, 255 nucleotides. Its product is annotated as diphthamide biosynthesis protein 3. Gene Ontology annotation, biological process: protein histidyl modification to diphthamide. Gene Ontology annotation, molecular function: metal ion binding. Lineage: Eukaryota; Fungi; Ascomycota; Eurotiomycetes; Onygenales; Arthrodermataceae. The coding region runs from base 1 to 255 and encodes 84 amino acids. The transcript is spliced from 2 exons. The record is from RefSeq and is a predicted model, not a curated record.